Molecule: messenger RNA, 3828 nt
Organism: Haliotis rubra (blacklip abalone)
Lineage: Eukaryota; Metazoa; Mollusca; Gastropoda; Lepetellida; Haliotidae
Product: C2 domain-containing protein 5-like
Biological process (GO): protein localization to plasma membrane; intracellular protein transmembrane transport; positive regulation of vesicle fusion
Cellular component (GO): plasma membrane
Molecular function (GO): calcium ion binding; calcium-dependent phospholipid binding
Source: RefSeq, a predicted model, not a curated record
UGGCAGAAGUCUGUAUGUGACAGAUCGAGUCAUUCCACAUUUUCUUUGUUACCAUUGAAACACAAGAUGCCAGGCAAGCUAAAAGUCCGUAUCCUGGGGGCACGGAAUUUGCCCGUGAUGGAUCGAGCCUCAGAUCUCACAGAUGCAUUUGUUGAAGUUCGAUUCAGCAACGAGGUGAUGAAGACUGAAGUCUAUCGGAAGUCACUGAACCCACAGUGGGACUCUGAUUGGUUUAAGUUUGAGGUUGACGAUGAAGUGCUGCAGGAUGAGCCCCUGGAACUGAGAGUGCUUGACUACGACACCUACAGCGCCCACGAUGCUAUAGGGAAGGUGUACAUCGACCUGAACCCCCUGCUCACCAGAGAGAGUCCCCAUGUCAUCAAUGGCUGGUUCCCUGUCUAUGACACCAUGCAUGGAAUCCGUGGUGAACUGAAUGUGUUGGUGAAGGUGGAGCUGUUCAGUGACUUCAACAAGUUUAGACAGUCUUCCUGCGGCAUCCAGUUCUUCUGUACAAGUGAAGUCCCUGCUGGUCAAAGAUUACUUGUCAUCCAUGGGUUUGUGGAGGAGCUGGUUGUCAACAAUGAUCCUGAAUAUCAGUGGAUUGACAAACUUCGGACUCCGCGGGCAUCAAAUGAAGCAAGACAGAGACUCUUCUCCAAGCUCUCUGGUGAGCUACAGCGGAAGAUUGGGGUCAAGGUCAUGGAGAUGGGAGGCAAUGCUGUCCUGGGCUACUGCCAUUGUUUUGAUCUGGAAGGGGAGUCCGGCAUUGUAGUCCGGGGUAUUGGCACCGCGGUCACCAUCACAAAGUUCACCGGACAGUUGUCCCCUAUUGGGGUCUCACCUCUCAAGGAUGGCCGUCAUGUAACCUUCAUCGGUGUCAGUCGUCACAAACGACCCGUCUCCAUGACAACCUCACCCCCAGUCUCCCCCCACAAACAAGCCAAGUGCUGGUCCCCACCCCCAACUGCCCCACCCCGCCUUCAUGGGGUCAUGUGUUCACUUUCCCUUCCAGCUCCCCUCCCCCGGGACACAAUUGCCCCCUCCUCCUCCCCGACACCUCACCGCAACUCCACGUCGCCUGUCCGAGUCGCUGUUCCCGUCAUCAACCCCAUCAUCAACCGCCGAUCCUCCGACUCCGAUCUCAGUUCACCACCCCGUGGCAACAGUCUGACAGGAAGUAGUGGCAGUGGUAGUGGAGCUGGGAGCGGAACACGCCUCACACACUCGCGGACAUGUGUUCAGCAACAGAACAUCGACAUGCUGGAAUUCCCGUUCUUCACAAUGAGAUCCCUUCCUGUGGGGUUCAUCAUCCAUCUUGGCGGCGUAGUGUCAGCAAGAUCAGUCAAACUGCUGGACAAGAUACACAACCCUGAGGAACCAGAGACGAGGGACACUUGGUGGACGGAAAUUAGAACAGAAAUACGAUCACAUGCACGUGCCAUGGGCUGCCAUGCCGUCAUUGGAUAUGUGGAACAGACCUCCAUAUGCGAUGAGAUCAUCAUCUUGUCAGCCAGUGGAACCGCAGCGAGAGUCAACCUGAGUGCUGAACCCCCUGCCGCCAUUGCCCGCUCCAACACACCACUGACAUCCUCCCUGGAGCGUUGCCAAGGAGACAAAGACAAGAAGCUGUUUGUGGACAUCAACCUUGCCAACCAGCUGGCCCAGAACAGGCUGUCCCCAUGUGUUGAUGGGGGAGAGGAUGCCCUGUCUACCCACAACUGUGGUGUGUGCCACAUUCCCUACAAGAGCACCACCCUCCCCUUCAGCGUCACCCUCUCCCCGUGUGUGCUGUGCAGACGGAAAAAGGUUCCCGACAUUUUGUUCACAACAAUUGACCCCCCACCAGAGAUCCUCACAUGGGGCAAGGGGAGCCUGGUCCAAGCAAGAAUAUGCAGAGUCCGAACAAAGACAAAAGGAGAAACAAGUGCCAAAGAAGUCAGCGAUUGUCUACCAUUCAUGGAAUAUGAACUUCAUAGUCAGUUAAUGAAUAAGUUAAAGAUGAAGGGCAUGAACGGCCUGUUUGGUCUGAAGAUAGAGGUGUGUGUUGGGGACACCAUGAUAGUGGCUGUGGGGACUGCCACUGCCACCUACCUGGGCCCCUUGCCUCCUCCCCCAAUACCUAAGGUAUCUAAUCAGACGUCAAUGAAGGGUGAGAGCGCAACCUUCAUGGAGCUGCAGAAGAAGAUCAUGGACACGAUGCAGGGAAACAGAGAGCGAUUCUGUCUGGAUAUCAUGGACAACCAGGGUCAGCCAAGUCCACGCAGCAUGGCCACCGAUGAGAGUGAAGAUGACCAGUCAGAUCUGGAACUGUCCAUUGGCAACAAGGAAACAUUCGUGCUUGAGAUUGAUGAUGUGAAGGAUGAGAUGAUUGCUGCCAUGUUACAUGACAUCCCUCCACCAGAUGGCAUCGAGACGUGCAACACCCUCAUUCCUCCCAGCGUCACCCGGGACAACAUCAACACAAACCUGCAGAUGUUUACUCAAGUAUGGCGGGGAAGACUUGCACCUCAGUCCAAAGCGGACUUUGCCAACAUGUUUGAAAGUUUACUUAGGAAAGUCUACUUCAAGCUGCGGAAGCUGGUUCCGCUGUGUCUGGCAGGGCUGGACUUCAACGUGGAGAUCCCGGAUGAAGAUGAAAUACAGAUAUCAGUGACCGGUUGCUGUCUUGGCGUCAAUGACAUCCGACAGACUGCCAGCACAGGGCACCUCAGCCUGCCCCAGUCUGCCACCAAGACUCCCCAGAAGUCAGCAGUAGGAACAGGCGAGGGAGAAGACAUGAUGUUCCCAAUGGAUUUUACAGAGACAAGUACCCCGGCAGGGAAAGUUAUGAAGUCACUGAAGGUAGACACUAGCAAGAAGGAGUUCCAGUUCAAACCAACACCUCCUAUGAGGCAUCCUAAUGGUGUAGAGUUAUCUCCCCUUCCUAUAGUGGCUGGUGGCAAGGUCGAGAAGUAUCUGGGCAACUACAAUUUCUUCUUCAUCAGAGAAAGUACAUCAGUCAGAGAGGAUGGUGGGCUGGGAGGCUUUGUGCAGACAGCUGUGGCUGAAGUGAUGGCGAUAGUCCGUGCCCAUGUUGCUCUGGGAGGAAAUGCACUGGUGGCGUACAGGAUGACGCACUGUGUGCUGUACAGCAACCCUCACAAGAACCAGAGUCAGUGUCUGAUCAGUGUCUGCGGGGAUGCAGUCAGCGCCAGCUAUGGCACCGACAACUCCGUGACGAUUAUACCAGACCACAUACAGCAGAGAGACCAACCCAAAGUAGUCAAUUCAACAUGACAGACCCAGAAAUGGGUUCCUAGCAAAUCCUCAGUCAGGAACAAAAGACCAGUAAUCAAGUUCACAUACUGAACCAUGUUGAAAUUUAGAAUUGGUCUCUGACAGCCUGAUUAAUACACAGUCAAAUGGAGCAGACGGUCAGCGUGGCACUGAUUUGUUCGGUCCAGACACAAUUAUUUCCAGGUUAAUGCAUCUAUAUGGAAUAGUGUUGAGUGUGGCAUUACACAACAAAUUAACAAAACAUGUUGGAGCUAGUCUUCCGAUGUAUUUCCUGAAUAUUGCUUACCCUGUGCUGGCUCAGAGGGAGACGUUAUUUCCAGUAAAACGCGAAGACAUUCAAGAUAACAUGACCAUCUUCGACCAUCAAGAACCAGUGUGAUCUGAGAUAGAUCUUCUCAACCAUUUCCUACUGAUUUGUACCUUGUUGUAGUUGAUCAGCGUCAUCAGAGACUCCAAUAUAUUUGUCCACUGCAUUCUGUAAUGGAGAAAUCAUGACAAUCUGUUGAUUCCUGAAGUAGAAUCAAUAAACCCCAAGAGAUUGUCCAACCUCAA